Sarcophilus harrisii (Tasmanian devil) is the source of this 933-nucleotide messenger RNA. RefSeq names its product tubulin polymerization promoting protein family member 2 (gene TPPP2). The coding region runs from base 98 to 604 and encodes 168 amino acids. The transcript is spliced from 4 exons. Gene Ontology annotation, cellular component: microtubule. NCBI's taxonomy places the organism in Eukaryota, Metazoa, Chordata, Mammalia, Dasyuromorphia, Dasyuridae. The record is from RefSeq and is a predicted model, not a curated record. Gene Ontology annotation, biological process: microtubule polymerization; microtubule bundle formation; positive regulation of protein polymerization. Gene Ontology annotation, molecular function: tubulin binding.
CUAGGGCACACACUUUCCUCCCUCCCCCAACAUACCUCCACCAAAGAGCUAAAAGCCAGGCAGCUCCAGGCACCAUUUGGUCCCUCUUAGCUGACCAAUGGAAUCCGAAGCGGAGAAAACCUUUCACCUCUUUGCCGCCUUUGGGGAUUCUUCCUCCAGUGGCAGUAACCUCAACAACCAGAACUUUGUCAAGCUGUGUAAGGACUGCGGCAUCAUAGAUGGCAAGGCAAUCACCCCCACUGAUGUGGAUAUUGUGUUCAGCAAAGUCAAGGAGAAGAAUGUCCGAACCAUCGAUUGGGGCCGGUUCCAGACAGCGAUUAAGGAGCUGGGUCAAAAAAAAUUCAUUGGAAAAAGCCCAGAAGAGGCAUUGCAGAGUAUGUUUGCCCUCAUGAGGAACAAAGGUCCAAUUGCUUCAGGAGUGACUAAAGCAAUGACAGUGGGAGGUGUGGAGCGUUUGACAGACCCCAGCAAGUAUACAGGCUCCCACAAGGAUCGUUUUGAUGAAGUUGGUAAAGGGAAGGGUAAAGCAGGGCGGGAGGACAUGAACACUGGCUACGUGACUGGUUACAAAGGUGCUGGCACCUAUGACAAGAAGAAAAAAUAGAGGCCUGGCUUGCCCUUUAUAGGGAAUGGGGCAGAGGGAGAGAGUGAGUCUCCCUGUUUCCCCCCUUCCAUCUUCAACUUCAUCUCCUUAGCUCUUACUCCAUCACCACCAGGGAGACAAUAAACAUCUGUGUGUGCAGCAGCCAACACGCACUGCCUUCUGCGGGCAGUACCAGGAGGCAGGCUGCUUCAUCCAUAUUGGGGGAGAGAGUAGAGCAAGGGAAGGUUCUCCAUAAACAUUCUAGACUAUCCUUCCAACUCCUCCUCACAGGGUAAUAAGGUAGGGAGCAGCUUCCAUUAAAUUUCUCUUCCUGUUCUUUCCCAACCUAA